This is a messenger RNA of Capsicum annuum, 1521 nucleotides long. RefSeq lists its product as uncharacterized. Lineage: Eukaryota; Viridiplantae; Streptophyta; Magnoliopsida; Solanales; Solanaceae. The record is from RefSeq and is a predicted model, not a curated record. The coding region runs from base 329 to 1345 and encodes 338 amino acids. The transcript is spliced from 7 exons. Gene Ontology annotation, molecular function: zinc ion binding.
AUCAUUUGGACAACCUCAAAUGUGCCUAUCCUUACCUAGUACAUUCAGUAUCAUGGAUAGAAAUUUCAAAGAAUCAUUAAUAAUUUUAGUUUAGUAAUAUACUACCUAUCUAAUUAAAUGGGAGUACAACUCAAAUAUGAAAAUACAUUCCUAUAGAAUUUUAUUUAUAAUUUCUAUUUGGACAAGGACUAACUACCAAAUGCUAACUAUCUGACUUCGUAUGAACUUUCAAUUACUACUAUAUUUUCCCCAACAAAUAUGAACACAAUUUAUCAAAUUACAGUUUAUUUUUAUAAUAAUUGGAGAUGAAAAAAGAAAAGAAAAAGAAAUGGCUCAUUAUUUUGAUUCUUCUUCUUCUUCUUUAGUUCCUCCUUUGAUAGUUAAAGCCAGUAAAGUUGACCUUGAAGCUGGAAACGUUGACCAAAUUCAGUGUCGAAUUUGCCUUGAAAGUCAUGGUAGGGACUUUAUUGCACCUUGUAAAUGCAGGGGUACAUCAAAGUAUGUUCACCGAGAAUGCCUUGAUCAGUGGCGUGCUGUUAAGGAAGGAUUUGCAUUUUCCCAUUGUACGACCUGCAAGGCUCCCUUUUACUUGAGAGUUAACGAUCUUCAAAGAAAAUGGCGAACUUUAAAGUUUCGGUUCUUUGUGACCAAAGACAUUUUGUUCGUCUUUCUCUCAGUUCAGCUUGUUAUAGCUUCACUAGGAUAUUUAAUAUAUGAGAUUGAUACACACCAGAAGUUUUGGCUUCGUUUGCAUUGGGGGUUUGGUAGCGAAGUGGGCUUCUAUUACAUUUGCGGGGCACUGGUGUUUUUCGCUUUGGUGGGCAUAUCUGGUUGUUUCUUAACUUGCUUUGAUGAAAGUGUGCGCGAUGAUUUGAGUCUUCCCUGUUGGAAUGCGUUGUCUUGUUGCUCUUGCAAUGGAAUGUGUGCAGACUGUCAGACGCGUACGCCUCAUCCAGGUACAACUUAUAUCUGCAUUGAUUCCAACAUAUGCUCUGAUUGUUCAAACUUGUCAUGUGAGUGUUGCUCCGAGAAUGAAUCUUGCACGGACUGCGAAUGUGGGAAUUGCUUAGGAGGAGACAGUGAUCAAUCUGGGAUAGAAGGAUUAUUAGUUGUUGCUGUAAUUGUGCUAGCAUUAUUUGCCCUCCUUGGCAUGGUUUACAGUGUUUUGGUUGCUACAAUGGUUGGACAGAGAAUUUGGCAACGACACUACCAUAUACUUGAGAAAACGAUGCUCACAAAGGAAUACGUUGUGGAGGACGUUGGUGAGGAACCUCGAAGUGAUUGGUCACCGCCGCCACUGCCACAGCAACAUGUUCGGAAGCUGGAAUCACUUGGACUUCUAUAAACUUGAAGGAGUUAACAAAGGAAACUACAGAUGGAUUAAUACAUAUUGGCUCAAGUUAGGGGUGUACAUAGGUCGGGUUGGUUCGGUUUUUCAUUAAAAUAUAACCAAACCAAUAAUAUCGGUUUUAUAAAUCUAUAAACCAAAUCAAAUCAAUAUACAAUCGGUUUUUCGGUUUU